Messenger RNA from Nymphaea colorata (pocket water lily), 1161 nucleotides. Its product is annotated as protein SYM1-like. Gene Ontology annotation, cellular component: membrane; cytoplasm. The coding region runs from base 370 to 1014 and encodes 214 amino acids. NCBI's taxonomy places the organism in Eukaryota, Viridiplantae, Streptophyta, Magnoliopsida, Nymphaeales, Nymphaeaceae. The transcript is spliced from 3 exons. The record is from RefSeq and is a predicted model, not a curated record.
AGAACCCAGGCUAUAUGCUUGGCGAGGAUCUGUUCGUGGUCUGAGUGGAGAGGAGUUGCGUGGCCGAAGACUCAAGGGUCUAUCCCAUGUUUAACAUCCUUCAUGGUCAAUCUCGGGGGACUCUCUCUCUCCCCUAAUUUGGCUGACCCAACAACCAGCGUUUGAUCUGUGAAGAAGUGGAGACGCAGACGGACGUGAACGAAAUAAGCAAAAGUUGUUGGGGGUUCAGGAGCUGGUGGAAGAUUCGUCAUCACCUCCAUCAUCCUUUAAAAGGGAGUUAUAAAACCUUCGUUCUCCCCUUUUAUCCUUCAAUCUCUCCAUCUCUCUCUCUCUCUCUCUCCCUCCUGCUGGUACUAUCUUCCUCCUACCAUGGUGGUGAGAUUGUGGAGAUGGUACCAGAGGUGUCUCACCCAGUACCCGCUUAGGACGCAGGUCAUAAGUUCUGGGAUUCUUUGGGGAACUGGAGAUGUUACGGCUCAGAAGGUCACCCAUUUCACCAAGGCGCACAAACCUGAUCAGGAAAAGGCAGAUUUUAGCAUCAACUGGAAACGAGUGGCUGUAACUAGCAUGUUUGGCUUUGCUUUUGUUGGACCAGUUGGCAAUUACUGGUACGAAGCCUUGGACCGAUUCAUAAAAUACAAACUUCGGUUGACACCCAACUCAUUACGUUUCGUUACUGCAAAACUGACUCUUGAUGGGCUUAUUUUUGGGCCAUUAGAUUUAUUGCUUUUUUUCUCAUAUAUGGGAGUCUCCAUGGGGAAAAGCAUUGACCAGGUGAAGGAAGAUGUGAAAAGAGAUUUUGUGCCAGCAUUUGUUCUGGGAGGUGCUGUCUGGCCACUUGCACAGACAGCAAACUUCCGUUAUGUUCCAGUUAGAUACCAACUCCUGUAUGUCAAUGUGUUCUGCUUGCUGGACAGUGCAUUCUUGUCGUGGGUUGAGCAGCAAGAAGACGCACCUUGGAAACAGUACAUUAAUUCCUUCCUUCCUUUGAAAGAAGAGGAAGGACAUAGCUGAUAGUGCUUUUAUUCUUACCUUUCUGCUUCUGAAGUAUGUCAAUGAUUUCCUUCACAACACAUUCAUGAACUCGUGAAAACAUUGAUGGAUGUAAUUAUCAAAAGUUUCUUUUCAAGGAUUUAAUUCCAUGUGUUCCAUAUUAAUCUA